Molecule: messenger RNA, 495 nt
Organism: Rangifer tarandus platyrhynchus (Svalbard reindeer)
Lineage: Eukaryota; Metazoa; Chordata; Mammalia; Artiodactyla; Cervidae
Source: the annotation of a GenBank genome assembly
AUGACCCGCGGCGCCUGCCGCGCCCCUCCCCCGCUUGGCAGGUGGACAGCGGCUGCGCCGGGGUUGGGGUUGGGGGGGGGCCGAGGCGCCAACCUUGGCUGGCCCGCAGCCGCUGCCGCACUGAACGGGGGCGGGGGACUGCGGCGCGCACGGGGCCGGGCGUACGCCUGCCUGGACCGCCUCCUGGGCCUCCGAGCGCUGCGCGGCCGCCGGCCAGCGGCCGCCGGCGCGCCGGGGCAGCAGACUGCGCCUCCGCCCCGCCCUCUCACCCAGGGAUUGACACUGAACGUUCUGCGGGGCUUGCCGGACAGCGCGCCUCUACCAAUCGGCAGCCUCGCUAGGCGGGCCCCGGGCCCUGUCGGAAGAGUCCGCCAAUCAGACGGGUCGGCCCGCCCGGUUGGGGUCUCGCAAGCGCUCGAGUGGCCAAGCGUCCUAGGAGCGCGUCAUGAGGCCGAGAGCCUAUGGCAGCGCGGGAGGGUCGCGAAGGGCCAAUGA